AUGUUAGACCCGCUCAAGAGCAGCAUUGUUCCAGAGGAGGACGAGAACGUGGACGGCGACGUGUUUGUCAAGAAAGAGGAGGAGGAAGAAGAAGAAGAAGAACAAGAUAGCCAGGUGCAACCAGCUCCAGACGUCUUUGAGGAAUUACCCAUCGAGAUACGGAGCUUGACUGAAAGGUUCCUCGAGUCCCUCUCUGCGAAAGUUCAUCCAAGUCCACCCUCCGCCGAUAGCCUCUCAGACCUCUUCCAGGACUUCUACACACGUGCCGCGGCCAAGAUCAACACACAUAUCGCAACCUUGUCUGCUCGAUUGACGAGUGAGACGUUCAUAUCACAAGCGAACAAGAGCUCGGCACCGUCGAGCAGGGCAGGCUCAAUAAGGAAGGGCAGCGAUCCCAAUGCAGAACAGCAGAUGCUCAGCGCGUCAGAGAUGAGCUACAGGAAGAAGGCAAGGAAGUCUCUCGAAGCCAAAAGGGCAUCUCUGGAAGAGGCUGUCGAGCGAGCUGUCUGUGAGAAAGUGUACGACAGGAUCUGGCGGCACAGAAGUACAGAUGAUGAAGAGAGGGAUCAUAAACUUAGAUCACGAACAGCGGCGCUUUCGCUUGUUGGCAUUGGCUUGAAAGAGCUCCUGAUGACCGGCGAGGAGAUGACAGAGGAGGAGCGCAACAAAGCCAAAGAGAAGGAGCCGGAGAUCAGAGAGUUCUUGUCUGCUGCUCGACAAGACAUCAUGAAGAUGAACCACGAGAAGUACCCACUUGGCAAAGUGCUACAUCUGACAGCAGCGCACAAGUCGAUCGUGGAUGCCCUGUCGAAGAUAUUCCCAGCAACGUCAUCUGCAGACGAGAUCCUGCCGGCACUCAUCUACGCCCUCAUCACAUUACCGCCAGUGUACCUCAACGUCAUCAGCGAUCUGAAGUUCAUCCAGAGGUUUCGUGGCGCAAGCAGAAUGGAUGGCGAGACCGCUUACUGUCUGGUGAACUUAGAAGCAGCCGUUUCCUUCCUAGAGACAGUGGAUCUUUCGUCGCUACGCGCUGAGGAGGAAAGCACAUUAGAAAGAGCCAACUCGCGACCAUCGACACCAAAGACAGAAGUCACUCCCAUGCUUCUAGGGCUAUCUGAUGCGCCGGACCUAGUACAAACACCAGCGACACCAACCACCAAAACAACUUUCAAAGAGCCCUCGAGCCCGACAACGACGAAGAUUCAGCGCCGACUUAGUAACUUGGUGCAGGCUCAGACGAAUCGAAUCGAAUCAGCUUCAGAUGCUGUCCGUGACUCAAUUCUGGACUCCGCAGAUCAAGCGUUGGGUAGGAUCAACAACACGCUUGACACCAGCUUCAAAUUCUUCUUUGGAGGUCUUCGAGAACGAGAUCCGAACAAUCAAUUGCCGGAGCAACCUGCGUUACCAAAGACACUAGAGGAAGUGCGUGAGCUUGUCAGCUCCCCUACACGAGGUUUGCAUGUCGACGAUGAUAACCUCAGUGUUAGCGCAGCUAGCGAGGACGAUCGUCAGGACGUGCCGGCCAGACAAGAUCUCAGUGCAAAGAUGAGCGAUCUUUUUGCUGGCAAACGACAAGUUCGAGACCGAAGCGUCGACUCGGCGCGGUCAGGAGGCAGCAACAGCGCACGUCGCGUAGCAUUCGCCCCAAAGCCCAUCGAGGAGAAGACACCGUCACCGGCAGCUGUGAAGACCGACACAGCGCCUACUACACCUUCCGCUGUGGACUCUCUACGUAACCUGGGUAACAGCUUGAAUCCUUUGAACAGCUUCAGAAGUGUCAAUGUUCUUCCUCGCUUUGGACGUGCCGUCAGCAGUGCCACCACGCCAACAAUACCAUCGCCAACGCCCGAACAAAACAAGACACCGCCAGUACCAACACCAGAACCGCUAAGCCACACAACAACCAAUGACGUCGCGCCUGCAGAUGAGAAAGGGGUGAAGGCAAUCGCUGCUUUGGAGCAGAUGAAGAAGACAACACCCCCAUUAAAGAAGUUCUUAGAAGCCAAGGACGCACAAGACCUAAAGUUGAGGGAGGUUGAUGAACUAUUGAAGGAUUACCAGCGACUUGCCGCGGCGAUGCGAAGUGCGAUUCACCAAUUGUGA
Macroventuria anomochaeta is the source of this 2103-nucleotide messenger RNA. RefSeq lists its product as uncharacterized. The record is from RefSeq and is a predicted model, not a curated record. Gene Ontology annotation, cellular component: cytosol; endocytic vesicle. Bases 1 to 2103 code for a protein of 700 amino acids. Gene Ontology annotation, molecular function: small GTPase binding; guanyl-nucleotide exchange factor activity. NCBI's taxonomy places the organism in Eukaryota, Fungi, Ascomycota, Dothideomycetes, Pleosporales, Didymellaceae. The transcript has 2 exons. Gene Ontology annotation, biological process: vesicle-mediated transport.